This is a messenger RNA of Zingiber officinale, 929 nucleotides long. Its product is annotated as homeobox-leucine zipper protein HOX21-like. Gene Ontology annotation, cellular component: nucleus. The transcript is spliced from 3 exons. The record is from RefSeq and is a predicted model, not a curated record. Bases 1 to 744 code for a protein of 247 amino acids. Lineage: Eukaryota; Viridiplantae; Streptophyta; Magnoliopsida; Zingiberales; Zingiberaceae. Gene Ontology annotation, biological process: positive regulation of DNA-templated transcription. Gene Ontology annotation, molecular function: DNA-binding transcription factor activity, RNA polymerase II-specific; sequence-specific DNA binding.
AUGGUAUGGCCUCCUUUUUCUCCCCAAACUAUCUGCUACAAUUCCAACUGCCCCAUGAAGAUGAACACCGGCAACUCCCAGCACCAGGCAUGCCUCCAUUCCACAACCUGCAAGACCUCACAGCCACGGCUCCACUUCUCUAUCCCGUGUAGGAGAAAAGAUCCAUGUCCUUACUGUGCCGGGAUCGGUAACGCAAGCGAUGACAUACACAACAUUGCAAAGGCUGAGGAUGAGUUCUCUGAUGAUGGCAUGCAAUCAGGGGAGAAGAGGAGGAGGCUGAACACAGAACAAGUGAGGGCACUGGAGAGGAGCUUCGAGCUGCAAGGAAAUAAACUGGAGUCAGAUAGGAAACUACAGUUGGCCGCCGCAUUGGGGCUGCAUCCAAGGCAGAUAGCCAUUUGGUUCCAGAACAGGAGGGCCAAGUGGAAGACCAAGCAGCUGGAGAUGGAUUAUGAGCUGCUCAAGACCCAAUUUGAUGCAUUCAAAUCCCGGAACGAGGCCCUGAAACAGCACAACAAGAAGCUCCAAUCUGAGAUCUUGGCUCUCAAAGGCAGGGAAACAACACCACAAGUCAUCAAUCUCAAUAAAGAAACCGAAGGUUUUUUCAGCAAUAUGAGUCGGAACACCUCUGAGAUCGAACAAUAUUACAAGAAUGUUGAAAAUAUUCUAGAGGAUGGAAGUUACUGUAACUUACUGUGCUGCAUGGGCGAUCAUUAUUUGGUACCCUUUUGGUCAAGGUCAUAACACCUCGGCUUCCAUUGAUACAUCAUGCUGAGCUAGCUAGGAAUGGAAAGCAGCAUCCAAGUAAAGAUAAAAUGUUGUUAAAUAUUUCAAUCUGGUUUGUGUAUUAUGAAGUAGGAAAAGCCGAUGUAAUUUUAAUAAAAUUGUGUAUUUUUUGUCAAUUAUAAUCGUCCGAGGCUGUUUUGCAA